Molecule: messenger RNA, 177 nt
Organism: Sclerotinia sclerotiorum 1980 UF-70
Lineage: Eukaryota; Fungi; Ascomycota; Leotiomycetes; Helotiales; Sclerotiniaceae
Exons: 2
Coding region: 1-177 (58 amino acids)
Source: RefSeq, a predicted model, not a curated record
AUGUCGGAGAAUGGAAUUGGACUUGCUCAUUGGCUUGAAGAGUAUGACAUGAGCACACUACUCAGAUUUCCACAGCUCAUGAUCCACAAACAUGCCUAUUUCAUACUUAGCACGCCAACAGAACGAAGGAAGAAGACGCUAUUUCUCGGGCAUGAUGAUGAUGACCUCCUCAUCUAG